Molecule: messenger RNA, 2907 nt
Organism: Perognathus longimembris pacificus (Pacific pocket mouse)
Lineage: Eukaryota; Metazoa; Chordata; Mammalia; Rodentia; Heteromyidae
Gene: Fbxo41
Product: F-box protein 41
Exons: 13
Coding region: 271-2907 (878 amino acids)
Molecular function (GO): protein binding
Source: RefSeq, a predicted model, not a curated record
GCCACCGAGGCUGCCGGGGAUCGGGAUCCGAGGCCCCUCGGCGGCCCAGCGUCUGGACUCAGCGCGCGGGGGGCUGCCUCCGCACCCCCAGCCCAGGGCCCCGGUGCCUGGCCUCGCCGUGGGGUGGAGGAGCUUCCUGGGCCCUGGCUGCGGGCGUUCAGAGCCUUCCUGAACCCGCAGAAGGGGCCGCCCGCAGCCCCACAUGAGCGCGCCCGGCUGACGGGCGAGGUGGCCGCCGUGGAGCCGGCGCGCUGCGGGGACAGCGGGGCCAUGGCCUCGCUGGACCUGCCGUAUCGUUGCCCGCGCUGCGGGGAGCACAAGCGUUUCCGGAGCCUGUCGUCGCUGCGCGCGCACCUGGAGUACAGCCACACCUACGAAACGCUGUACAUCCUCUCCAAGACCAACAGCAUCUGCGACGGCGCGGCUGCCGCCGCCGCCGCCGCGGCCGCCGCCUCCGGGUUCCCGCUGGCGCCCGAGCCCGCCGCCCUGUUGGCAGUGCCCGGCGCCCGGCGCGAGGUCUUUGAGAGCACGUCCUUCCAGGGCAAGGAGCAGGCGGCCGGACCAUCGCCGGCAACGCCACACCUGCUGCACCACCACCACCACCACCACGCGCCCCUUGCCCACUUCCCCGGCGACCUGGUGCCAGCCAGCCUGCCCUGCGAGGAGCUGGGCGAGCCGGGUCUCGUGCCCGCCGCCGCCGCCGCGCGUUACGCGCUGCGCGAGAUCGAGAUCCCGCUGGGAGAACUGUUCGCCCGCAAGUCGGUGGCGUCCUCGGCGUGCUCCACGCCACCGCCGGGAUCGGGCCCUGGCCCUUGCUCCGGGCCGGCCUCCGCCUCGCCCGCCUCCCCUUCCCCCGCCGAUGUGGCCUACGAGGAGGGGCUGGCGCGCCUCAAGAUCCGCGCGCUGGAGAAGCUGGAGGUGGAUCGGAGGCUGGAGCGGCUGAGCGAGGAGGUGGAGCAGAAGAUCGCCGGCCAAGUGGGCCGGCUGCAGGCAGAGCUGGAGCGCAAAGCCGCCGAGCUGGAGACGGCGCGCCAGGAGAGCGCGCGGCUGGGGCGCGAGAAGGAGGAGCUGGAGGAGCGCGCGUCCGAGCUCUCGCGCCAGGUGGACGUGAGCGUGGAACUGCUGGCUUCGCUCAAACAGGACCUGGUGCACAAGGAGCAGGAGCUGAGCCGCAAGCAGCAGGAGGUGGUGCAGAUCGACCAGUUCUUGAAGGAGACAGCAGCGCGGGAGGCCAGCGCCAAACUGCGGCUGCAGCAGUUCAUUGAGGAGCUCCUGGAGCGGGCAGACCGUGCCGAGCGGCAGCUGCAGGUCAUCAGCAGUAGCUGUGGCAGCACACCAAGCGCCAGUCUGGGGCGUGGAGGUGGGGGCAGUGGCCCAGGGCCUGGGGCCCGGGGCCCAGGCAGAAUGCGAGAACACCAUGCGGGCCCAGCUGUGCCAAGCGCAUAUGCAGUGUCACGGCAUGGCUCCUCUCCCAGCACAGGGGCCUCCAGUCGUGUGCCAGCUGCAUCCCAGAGCUCAGGCUGCUAUGACAGUGACAGCCUGGAGCUGCCCCGGCCAGAGGAGGGGGCCCCUGAGGACAGUGGCCCUGGGGGAUUGGGCACACGGGCCCAAACUGCCAAUGGUGGCUCUGAGCGGUCCCAGCCCCCUCGCAGCUCAGGCCUGAGGCGCCAGGCUAUCCAAAACUGGCAGCGCAGACCUCGCCGACACAGCACCGAGGGGGAGGAGGGGGACGUCUCAGAUGUGGGCUCUCGAACCACUGAAUCAGAGGCUGAAGGCCCCUCCGACACCCCCCGCUCUGGACCAGCUAUGGCUGGGCCACUGAACAGCUGCCGGCUCUCUGCCCGCUCUGAAGGAGGAGGCAGUGGGCGAGGCCGGCGAGCUGAGAGGGGUAGCCCCUCACGCUCCAACGAGGUCAUCAGCCCAGAGAUCCUCAAGAUGAGAGCUGCCCUGUUCUGCAUCUUUACCUACUUGGACACACGCACACUGCUCCAUGCUGCUGAGGUCUGCCGGGACUGGCGCUUCGUGGCCCGCCACCCUGCUGUGUGGACAAGGGUGCUCCUUGAGAAUGCCCGGGUCUGUUCCAAGUUCCUGGCAAUGCUGGCUCAGUGGUGCACCCAGGCCCACUCACUGACACUGCAGAACCUGAAGCCCCGACAGCGGGGAAAGAAAGAGAGCAAGGAAGAAUAUGCCAGGAGCACCCGGGGCUGCCUUGAAGCAGGGCUGGAGUCCUUGCUGAAGGCGGCUGGGGGGAACCUGCUGAUCCUGCGCAUUUCCCACUGCCCCAACAUCCUCACCGACCGCUCACUCUGGCUGGCCAGCUGCUACUGCCGUGCCCUGCAGGCUGUCACCUACAGGAGUGCCACAGACCCCGUGGGACACGAGGUCAUUUGGGCUCUGGGUGCAGGCUGCAGAGAGAUUGUCUCCCUCCAGGUGGCACCACUUCACCCCUGCCAGCAGCCUACUCGCUUCAGUAACCGCUGCCUACAGAUGAUUGGUCGAUGUUGGCCUCACCUCCGGGCCCUGGGCGUUGGGGGUGCUGGCUGUGGGGUACAGGGCUUAGCAUCACUUGCAAGAAAUUGCAUGCGGCUGCAAGUUCUGGAGCUGGACCAUGUGUCAGAGAUCACCCAGGAGGUGGCGGCUGAAGUCUGCCGAGAAGGCCUGAAGGGACUGGAGAUGCUGGUGCUCACAGCCACCCCUGUCACCCCCAAGGCACUGCUGCAUUUCAACAGCAUUUGUCGAAACCUCAAGUCCAUUGUGGUCCAGAUUGGGAUUGCAGAUUACUUCAAGGAACCCAGCAGCCCUGAGGCCCAGAAGCUAUUUGAAGAUAUGGUGACAAAACUCCAGGCUCUGCGUCGGAGGCCUGGCUUCUCCAAGAUCCUGCACAUCAAGGUGGAAGGUGGCUGCUAA